Scophthalmus maximus (turbot) is the source of this 6625-nucleotide messenger RNA. RefSeq names its product potassium voltage-gated channel, Shab-related subfamily, member 1 (gene kcnb1). Gene Ontology annotation, biological process: potassium ion transmembrane transport; protein homooligomerization. Gene Ontology annotation, molecular function: protein binding; delayed rectifier potassium channel activity. The transcript has 3 exons. NCBI's taxonomy places the organism in Eukaryota, Metazoa, Chordata, Actinopteri, Pleuronectiformes, Scophthalmidae. Gene Ontology annotation, cellular component: membrane; voltage-gated potassium channel complex. The coding region runs from base 420 to 2921 and encodes 833 amino acids. The record is from RefSeq and is a predicted model, not a curated record.
ACAGCUGACCGGGAUCACAGGUGGUCUGUCCGGACGGGCUCCUGUCGUCGGACUUGUUGAUCGUCGGGGCGACGUGCGCAGCGGCGGAGCGGCGGAGCGGCGCGCACGGACAGUAGAUCCGGCUGAGGGGGCUUUUCUCUGCCCUGUCGGAGGCAGAGGAGGGGGGAAUGGAUGGGCUCAGACCCCGGCAAUAGGAAACCAAUAACUGCACCUCCCUUUAAAAAAGAGAAGAAAAAAAAAAGGAGCUAUUGCUUCUUCUCUGUUUGUGUCAGCGAAUUGCUUGUUCACAGGUCGGUACGCGCCGGUUCGAGUCGGUGCAGGAUGACAACAACUCAUCACGAUACAGUAAUGAAAGACGACAGGGCCGACAGUAGUCCAUAGCCCUGGAUGUUUGCCUGCUCCCACACCACAAAGUCAUCAUGGAGAAAUCUUUGGCAGAGUUGAAUAAAGCUGGCUCCCGCUCAAUGUCAUCCCUGCCACCUGAACCGGUGGACAUCAUUCGCAGCAAGACAUGUUUCCGCAGAGCCAGGCUGAAUGUCGGGGGUCUCCCGCAUGAAGUCUUGUGGCGAACACUAGAUAGGCUGCCACGGACACGGUUGGGGAAGUUAAGAGACUGCAACACCCAUGAGACUCUGAUGGAAGUGUGUGACGACUACAACCUUGAGGAGAACGAGUACUUUUUUGACCGACAUCCGGGGGCUUUCACGUCCAUUCUGAACUUCUACCGCACGGGCAAGCUGCACAUGAUGGAAGAAAUGUGCGCCCUUUCCUUCAGCCAAGAACUCGACUACUGGGGAAUCGAUGAGAUCUACCUGGAGUCGUGCUGCCAGGCGAGGUACCACCAGAAAAAGGAGCAAAUGAACGAGGAGCUCAAAAGGGAGGCAGACAAUUUAAAAGACAGAGAGGGAGAAGAAUUCGACAACACCUGCUGUGCGGAAAAACGGAAAAAACUUUGGGACCUCUUGGAAAAGCCCAGCUCGUCCGUCGCAGCAAAGAUCCUGGCCAUCAUAUCCAUCCUCUUCAUUGUGCUAUCAACCAUUGCCUUGUCUCUGAACACCCUUCCAGAGCUGCAGGACACAGAUGAGUUUGGCCAGUCCACAGACAACCCACAACUGGCUCAUGUGGAAGCUGUGUGUAUUGCCUGGUUUACCAUGGAGUACCUGCUUCGAUUCCUCUCCUCCCCCAACAAGUGGAAGUUCUUUAAGGGUCCUCUAAAUGUCAUUGACCUGCUGGCCAUCCUGCCAUACUAUGUCACCAUUUUCCUGACAGAAUCCAACAAGAGUGUUCUGCAAUUUCAAAAUGUCCGCCGUGUGGUUCAGAUUUUUCGGAUCAUGCGUAUCCUGCGUAUUCUGAAGCUGGCACGUCACUCCACAGGCCUUCAGUCUUUGGGCUUUACCCUGAGGAGAAGUUACAAUGAACUGGGCCUGCUUAUCCUCUUCCUGGCCAUGGGCAUCAUGAUCUUCUCUAGUCUGGUGUUUUUUGCUGAAAAGGACGAGGAGGAUACAAAGUUUAAAAGCAUUCCAGCUUCUUUCUGGUGGGCUACUAUUACUAUGACCACAGUAGGCUAUGGAGAUAUAUACCCCAAAACUCUACUGGGAAAGAUUGUGGGGGGGUUGUGCUGCAUAGCUGGAGUGCUGGUGAUUGCCCUGCCUAUUCCCAUCAUUGUAAAUAACUUCUCUGAAUUCUAUAAGGAGCAGAAGAGGCAGGAAAAAGCACUUAAACGAAGAGAGGCCCUUGAGAGAGCAAAGAGAAACGGCAGCAUUGUCUCAAUGAACUUGAAAGAGGCAUUUGCUCGUAGUGCUGAACUGAUGGAUGUGGUGGUAGAGAAAAGUGAGAGGCCUCAUGACAACAACCUCUCUCCAAGUCGUUGGAAAUGGAACCCUAAGAGGGCCACAUCAGAGACAAGCUCAAACCGUUCUUUCAACGCCCAGGAGUUAGGUUCUCCCAACAGGGACCGAGCAAGCAGUCCCCAGAGGCUAAAUGUUCAGAAGCUAGAGGAGAUGUACAACCAGAUGGCAAAGACACAGUCACAACCCAACCUCAAUGCCAAAGACAGAGGCACCAGAGUCAGCAAACAGAGGGAUGAGAUAGAGCUGGGGGCCAUUCAAGAUCACGGCCCACCAGUGCUGGAAACCAGACAGGGAGCAGGGGAUAUGAAAAGCUUGUCAAGCAUUGACAGCUACAUCAGUUGUGCAACAGACUUCCAGGAGAAUCCACGUUUCCUCCAUAGUCCAGCAAUGGACCUUGGUCUUCAAGAAAGUAAGCGACUCUCUCACAGUCCGGCUACAGCGUUGGCCCAGCAUGUCAGUGCAAAAACAGGCCAGCAAACUACUAGGGGGUUUGAGCCCAUGCUGACUCCUGUGUCUGUGACAAAGCCCUCAUACUCCGAGAAUGCAAGGAAAUUCUUCUUUUCUGGAAACUCUUCAAAAAGUCUUAUCCCUAAAGGAGGCUGCCGCAGUGAGGGGGGGUCAGGCAGAUCCCCACUCUCAGACACCUCAGUCCUGUCAGACAACUCUCUGUUGAGUCCUGAAGUUUCUAUCUACACCACUGCCAGCAGCAGGACCCCACCGAAGUCCCCAGAUAGCACUGCCCUGGCUCCAACUGUCUUCACCUUCCACGACUCCUCAAUCAGCAAGUAUAUUGACGCAGAUACAGAUGAUGAUGAGCACCUGCGCGACAUCUCUGACACAAGUCCCUCAGAAUGUCUGUUGGCAGGAUCAAGCCCGAAAUACAGCAUCAACAUGAACUACCAGAGAGGCACCAACCAUUUAGAAGCAGCCCAGAAAUUGCUGGGCCAGAAUUGCUUGUUCCCCCUUGAAGGGAUUCGUGGGGUAGCUCAUGAGAACCACAUAGGACAUGAAAAGGCACAUAGACCAAAGGUUGAGAGAGCGCGUCAAAAUACUUUGGAUAAAAGCCUCUGAAGUGGAGCAGAAACAAACCGUCCAGAGUGUUUGUGAUGAACACACCUGACCAGACUGACUUAAAACACUCCUCAAGAAACAAGGGCCACACUGAAACAUUUCACAAAUAACCUGAGCAUGCCAUUGGGCAAUAAGCUCCCAAAGGGAACAUGUGUGGUGAAUACUCUGGGAGAAACACAUUUCUAAAUUGGAGAAUGUCACUGCCCCUCCUUCAGCUCAUUCCUAUUAGCGGCAUUCCACACCCACUAAACAAAGGAGCACUCCCAGGUAGCCAACAGGUCUGUUCAGAGAUCCCUGUGGAGGCAGGGUAGUCAGAGGACUCCAGUUUUGUGGUUGAUACAGGUGUAAACCAUUUGAAUUAUGUGGUUUUAGCAGCAUGGGGUUGAUCUCUAUAAUCUCAAAAAACAAUCCCAGCUGCCCGCCGUCCCAUUACAGAGUCCCAGUUCAUUCUGUAGUCUUGGAGAUACAGAAGAGAACCUAGAAGACUAUAAGCUACUUUCUUGUGCCCUCCUUUCCCAAACCUGGCCUUAGUCAUUUACAUAUGUAGGGGUGUGUAUGUCUGCGUACGUGUGUGUGUGCCUGUAUGUGAGCGUGAAUGGGGUGAUGUAAUGGUAAUUCAUGUAUACACACUGAGACAUUGAGAUUGUCUUACCUGAUUUAUUUUUGUAUACGGUAGAUAAGAGAAAGUUCCUUAUUAAAAAUAUGUGAUUUGCCAGUCUGCUGUGUUAUAAUCAUGUGUGAAGAGUAAUCCUCUGUAAGGUUAAAUGUUUGCAUUUAUCAGAGGUCCAGUCCAUCAAUUAUUAUGAGCGCUCAUUCUUGAACAGUAUUUUGCUAUCCCCUAUGUCAUCAUAUAAUAGUGAGAUUGGAUGAUACUUUAAAAUCUCCGCAAGUGAAUAUUGUUCUUAGCAUCCCAGUAUAAUUUUUAAGGAUGAUAGGAUAAUUUUUGUAACUCCUUUAAAAGACUCGAGUGGAAUACAUCUUUUGUAAUCACAGUUUUCUCUUGGCUGAUGUUUACGAGCUGAACAGAGAAGAGCCUCACUGCCAACUAAACAGACAUUCAAAUAAAACACAGCAAAUUGUUCUUGGCCACUUCCUGACACAAAUACAAAACAGCUAAGGAUACUUUAAAAGAAGUAUUUGAAAUUAGCUCAGAACGCCAACAGACAGUGUGAUUUUCGUGCGCCUCAUCACAAAUCCUGAUUUCAUUUCCUGUAUUAAUCAGAGUUGAACCAUUUCAUAUUGCUCUCUCUAGUGAGAGGAGCUGAGGUGUGGAAGGAAUAGCAAUGACUGUGAGAGGCAGAGGGAACCGUGUGUGUGUGUGUGUGUGUGUGUGUGUGUGUGUGUGUGCGUGCGUGUCUGUGGGGCUGUCGUAAAGCUUGGGCAUUAGAGCAGUGUGGCUGCCACUUAAUGGAAAAGAAUGAAGUGUUUCCGAUGUGAAUGCAUGCAUGUCGGGGGAAUGCUAUCUUUGCUACCAUAUUCUAUGUGCAGUUCUGUCUGUAACAUGCAGCAGCAACAGAUUUUAGAACUGUAAUCAUAUGAAAAAUUAAGAUUAAUUUGGCACACAUUCAAUGUUUAAUUUACAGCUGUGAAUUGAGGUAUGGGAGGUGCUAUUUUGAAACUUAUUUACCAACUUAAUACAUUUUCAAAUAAUAAGGCAAUGGUGAAUGGUUUGAGUUGGUGUAAAUCGGUCAUUCACAGCCAAGUAUACAAAAAAGAAGAAAAUAUUAUCCUCAAACGGAUUUUAAAGCAUAAACUUUGCCACAAUCUGUAAAGAGGUGUCCCAAAUUAAUUUAUAUGAUUUUAAAGAGAGGAAAAAAUCGAUUGUAUAACAAUUAAUAUUUACAAUGUUCCACGUGUCUAUGAAAAUAUUAAAAUUUAAUAAUUUUCAAGUCUCCCCCAUAAAACUUGUUGUUAAUGGCUUCUCCUUAAAGGUAUUUUCGAAUAGAAAUGUACUUUCCCCAAUAAAAAUAUAAACCACAUAUUCAAACAUUUCAUAUCAUUAUAAGGUUUGAGUGGCAUGCAUCCAUUUCCACAAUGGAAACACACACAACAAACAUGCAAGCUUGAUCCAUUAGUUUAUUUUGUUUUGGUGAAGACGACGUUGGUCUUGAGCAGAGAAAGUUUCUGAUUAACUUUGUAAUAUUUCAUUAUUGCACAUUAUAUUUAGCUUGUUAAAAAGUCCAGGCCAAUGUAUGCCAGACAUUUCAACACCUUUAUCCUGUUACACCUAAACGAUUGAGACAAUUUCAGGAUGUUUAUAGUACUAAAGUUGUGAGGAAAGAUUUUAGUCAGACGUGUCCCUCUGAGUGCAUUCAAAACUCUAAUGUAAAGGGCAUUCAGAGCUCACAUCCCGUCCUGAAGCAUCGUGUGAGCCUCUGUCCCAUAGGUUUUCUAUAUAAUGGUAGUCAGGGACCAUUUUUCAAUUAACUAUUUCUCAAAAAUGAUGACAAUCAAUAGUUCAUGAAAAGGCAGCAAGCACCAGUGUAAAGAACUGAUACCAUUUAUGGGGCAAAUGUGCAUCCGUGUGCAUGCACACACAAGUAUGGGAAUCCUGACACUAGCACUGAUACUCCUAAGCUUUUAGACAAGGUAGUAUGAAGAAUCAUCAAGCAUGAUGUUGUAAUUUGAUACCAGACUUUGAUAUCAUGACAUGAUACCACCACAAUACAAACAAAGCAAUUCUUUGUUUUUUCGAUUCAUCCAAUUUUUUUUUUAAUUAUAUUUGGGCACUGAACUCUCCUCCAUUUCCAAGGAAGACAUUCAAAUUCAUGAAAUCCAAUUGAAUACAACAGCAUUUAACUGUAGCACUCAGAACCCUGUGGAGAAAUUCUGACAUGAAGCAAAGGACUAAACCCUCAUUUGGGUUAUCCGUUUAUUUCUCAUUUAUUGAAACAAAUGAAGAGCACAGAUUCAUAAAGUUUUCCAUUACAAGACUCCCAAUUGUAUAGUCAAUGCAUUUAGCUGAAAUCUAAAAUAGAACUGGGUUGUUGCGCUAGCUGCUUUAACUGUAAAGAGUUUCAAGUCUUUUAUCAUUUUUGUUAGAACCCCAUAGGGCCCUUUCAGGGACAUGUGGUAGUUUCUAAAAACCCAGUGAGAACCACUGCUUUAGCAAGUAGCCUAAUGCCACACACUCCGAAUCUAACACUGUAUUACAGGGUUGGGGUCGAUUCAAGAUGCCUUGAUUAUGUAAAAAACACAUCACACACGACACUAUAAGAGGAACCAGUAUUAGAGCAUGAGACAAAUAAAACCUAGUACUAGUUAAAAACAUAAACUAUAUUUUUUCUACAUUUUAAGCUCUCAGUGGAAUUGACCCCAACCUUGCCUAAGCCAUCAGUCUUUGUAAAGUACACUGUUUCCAGGGAAAUGAAAAAAAGAAAAUAAAAGAUAUUUGAAUGACCAUAGCCAGCUCUUAUACAAUGUUGUUUGUAGGUCCCGAGGCUGUCUGUUUUGUAAAAGAAGAAAACAUUUUUACCUGUUGACUUUCUAUGCUGUUGUUUCUGUAUAAAUGUUCGAUUGUUCAGUGCAUGUUGUAAUGUUGGCGUUGUGACUGGUUGUGAUGCACACAGAGCCAGAGCCUUGUCAUGUUAAAAACAAAAAAAAAAAGUGUCUCAAUGUCCCAAGAUAUUUCUAUUUCUUCAGAAGAGCAACAUUUCCCUUUGAUGACUCAAAAUGAAAAUAAAUCAGAUCACUUUACAUUUUGA